Molecule: messenger RNA, 7139 nt
Organism: Strongylocentrotus purpuratus (purple sea urchin)
Lineage: Eukaryota; Metazoa; Echinodermata; Echinoidea; Camarodonta; Strongylocentrotidae
Product: sn1-specific diacylglycerol lipase alpha
Exons: 21
Coding region: 1-4011 (1336 amino acids)
Biological process (GO): lipid metabolic process
Cellular component (GO): dendrite membrane; postsynaptic membrane
Source: RefSeq, a predicted model, not a curated record
AUGUAUCCACCGCAACCCCCUCCUCCUCAUCAACGUAUGCAGUUUGUCCCGCCCACUUCAGACUUCCCAGCACCCCUCCCUCAACGUAGACUGAACCCACAAUUGGACCAAUCCCGUUACCAGCCGCUUCUACAACCCCCUUCGCGUCCUAUGCAACCACCUCUGAAUGAACCGACAAUCAACCACCAUCAUCCCAGACUAUCUACAUUCUUUAACCAUGACCUCUACCAGAAUCAAGGUUUCGCAUUUUUCCCCUCUCCAUACAACCAGAGCCAACGCCGCUCCUACGCUUCGGUAGCAGCCCCGCCCACCUUUUACAACUACGCUUCAGCGAGCUGCACUUAUUGCGGCGAACUCAACCAUCUGCCUAGUGGAGGAGGUGGUGGUGGUAGUGGUGGUGUUGGUGGCUGUGGUGGGGCUGGUGAUUUUGGUGGUGGCAGUGGUGGGGCUGGUGGUUGUGGUUGUGGUUGUGGUGGGGCUGGUGGUUUGCCUAGUGGAGGAGGUGGUGGUGGUAGUGGUGGUGUUGGUGGCUGUGGUGGGGCUGGUGAUUUUGGUGGUGGCAGUGGUGGGGCUGGUGGUUGUGGUUGUGGUUGUGGUGGGGCUGGUGGUUUGCCUAGUGGAGGAGGUGGUGGUGGUAGUGGUGGUGUUGGUGGCUGUGGUGGGGCUGGUGAUUUUGGUGGUGGCAGUGGUGGGGCUGGUGGUUGUGGUUGUGGUUGUGGUGGGGCUGGUGGUUGUAGGGCUUGGCAGGUGGUGGUGGUAGUGGUGGUGAUGGUGGAAGAGAUGUUGAUGGCCAUCAUCCUGAUAUGUAUCAUCUCGCAGCAGUACACCUCCCAAGACUGUGCCAAGCAUCUCUUCAUCAGUAUCAUAGGCUACCUGGUCCUCCUGGGCUGCUCCAUUAUCACAGAAGGGGUGAUCGUUUUCCUCAGCCUGAGAGGGACCAUUCUCUAUGUCAGACCAAGACAUCAUAUCAAAACAGUACUCUACAUCAAAGGAACACUUAUAGGAGUCAGCUUAAUAUGGUCCAUACUGAGUAUACGCUGGCUCGUCAUGUCCUACUCAGACUGUACUAUACAUCAAAUUAAACAAACCGUAUUAGGCCUUAUUAUAUUCCAUUUCAUAGUACUACUAGCCCUUUCUAUUCUCACAUGGUGCGUAUGGGACCGAGCAGGACAGAGCUUCGUCAAAUUAAAAAAGACGGAGAAGGAACGGAACAUCAAGAGAACGGCCAGCAGGGUCGAGAGAAACCUACAGAGGGAGCUGAGAACUCAAGCCAAGUAUGAACAGAACUGGGACAAGAGGUUGCGAUUCUGGUUCUGCUGUACCGCUUCGGGAGAAACUCAAGAGAGUGCCUUUUCAGACAUUGCCAUCCUGUUCUCAGAGUUCUUCCGAGACCUUGACGUUGUCCCCACCGACGUCCUUGCUGGUCUGAUGCUACUCAGGGAAGAACAGAAGCAACGAAGAAGAGCCAUAGAGAACUCACCCCAAAACAGUGUCUUCAAGUUCUUGUCGGGUGUUGCUGUAACACCCGAGACCAAGUUCCUGGACUUACAUAAAGCAGAGGACAUGGAUCUAUUUGAAGAGCUCCAUUACUACUUCAAGUUUGCUGCAGCUUCGUACGGUUGGAAGGGCUAUGUGAUGGUCUAUGGUGCUGAGGGGUGCUGCACUAUGACCAGGGAGUGCAGAUGCUGCUGUUUUAAGAGACGCCGCCACUACCACCUGGACGAGACCUCCGAUCCCGACGCCGACAACUGCUGCAUGUGCAACUUUGCUGCCCUUAAGAAGAUGUCGGGCCUGAGCAACACCGACAUCGUCUACGCCACAUUCCACGUCUCGGUGUGGGAGACGCCAUUCUUCGUAGCAUUGGAUCAUGAGAGGAGUCGUGUGGUGGUGUCAAUCAGGGGCACGCUGUCUGUCGCCGACAUCGUGACUGACCUCAGCGCAGACACAAGCCCCAUCUCGGGUCAAGACGAGGAGUCACCGUACCAGGGUCAUAAGGGUAUGGUGGCAGCAGCGAGUUACAUCAAAAGAAGACUGAUAGACGAUAUGUUACUCCACCAAGCAUUCACUUCAGAUGAGGAAAGAGGAACACCGAAUUAUCAACUGUUGUUAGUUGGUCAUUCGUUGGGAGCUGGGAUAGCGGCCAUCUUGGGUAUCAUGCUGAGACCAGACUACCCCUCACUCAAGGUCUAUGCCUACUCUCCUCCAGGAGGGUUGCUAUGCAAGGAAGCGUCUGAGCAUGCCGCUGAGUUUGUAACCUCUCUAGUGGUCGGGAAGGAUGUUGUUGCUAGGAUCGGUCUAUCUCAGAUGGAAUUCCUCCGGGCUGAUCUCCUCAACUGCAUCAAGAUGUGCAGAGACCCCAAGUGGAGAGUAAUAAUGGGUGAGCUGCUCUGCUGCUGUACGGUCCAUUCCAAGAAUCUAGCCCCUGUUGAAGACGUGGAUGCGCCGUCUCCGAAUCCAUGCCGGCUCGACAAAGCCUUCCACCCCACCAACCACGCCCUAGUGCUGUCAACGCACAGCCCCCUCUUCCUACCAGGGAGGGUGCUGCAGAUUGUCCGCAAUAACCACAAGAGAGAGGGUAUCAGCAGGAAAGACUGUGCCUACUACGGUAUCUGGAGGGAUCUAGAGGACUUCAGUGAGGUUCUCAUCUCUCCAGUCAUCAUCAAGGACCAUCUGCCAGGAGGUGUCAUGACAGCUCUCAAUGGGUGCAUGGAGUAUGGCAAGAGGCAUGGACUACCGAAGCGCUUUUCGCAGGUCGGCAGGACCCCCAUGAGUCCCCCAUCUCCGAGUCAAGAUUUCAACCAACCACCCUCCUCAUCAUCCUCCCGGUCGUCCUACCUCCAAAUGAAGCCAGCCAGAGAGGGUGGUCAUACUGUACAUUUCCAGGACUCCCCUUCCAAAUCAUCAGGGUCUUCCAAAAAGUCCUCACCUACCAAGAGAUGGGGAAACAAAGCCUCAGAAUCCAACAACAACUUGCCUUCAGAUCUACCCUCAACACCUGAAGAGCGGGUGCCAUUCUUGCCUUAUUCCUCAGAGCGAUCUAUUCCUGAUGAUAAACUAAGAACUAACUCCCAAAAUUACCAGCCCAUUACAACUCUAUCGAACCUUGCCUCAAACUGCCAAAGUGAGGGCAGUGCACUACACGAGCGUCUGGCCCCACUGGCCAGCAGUGAGUCAUUCACAACGACCGAGUCAGCGAGGUCCUCCAUCUCUUCCACGAGCUACUCGUCCGUUCUCGACCGCUUCCAAGGUUUCCCAAAUACCAAAGACGAAGGCUACUGUUACUACGUCGCAAACGAAUCCCAAUCGACCUUGCAUAACACUACCGAAGAUUCCGGGGAGGACUCUGACAAACCAAACGCAGUCAUGACAACGGCUACCAUAGAAUCAAGGCCUUGUAACCAUGACAACAAGAUGGAAACAUCCGUUAAGACUUCACCAUCCCCGGUUGGACCUUGGAGUUUGUUCCGGGGAGGUAACAGUCAUAUGUUUGAUGAAGAGGGUAACGUGAAAGGGCGUACCUCCACGGAUGAUAGGUACACCUUGACCUAUGAUGGGAUGGAUCUCGACCCUGCUACCGGCAGUGAGGGGGGCACCGAUUCACCCCUCUCAUCAAGACCACAUUCCAGUGUGGGAGCCUCUGCAACCCAACCAUACAUCCCUGAGGCUAAGUUAGGCCACGGCUACACCCAGUACCACCCUGUCAGCCCCGACGGCUUCGACACCGACGACGACAUCGAUGACGAGGCUCUCUUUGCCUCCCUCAGACCAGGACUGUACGAGAACCAUAGCAAACAACCAAGAAAGAGCUUCACGCUACCCGUCGGAACAAGUCUUCCGCUGUACGGAGACGACCUUGAGGUCAAGGAAGGGUCACCGGAGGUUCGUCCAAGGAGGAAGAGGAGGCGGAGCUUGGAUACGGUGUCGUCAGCGACGUUGACGUCGUCGGGUAGUUCCCAUAGUUCACCUCAGCGGCAAGGAGAAACAAAGCCUCUGGCCUCGGGUGCUCUAUGACACUUAUCUUGCACAGGAGAGACAAGAAUUCUACCUUCUGAACAUUUAUGGAAGAAAUUAUAAGAGAAAUGUUAUGCCACAUAGAAUAUAGAAUUAGGUCGUUUUUUUAAAAACUGUUGGUGGGUGAACUGCAGUAUUCAUUUUAGAAAUCUGCAGGGCAUAUAUUCUACUAAAUCAGUCAGACAUCCUACAAGACACAGGUCAUAAAGGAAUAACUUCGACUUCUGUCUAAGUUCCUUUGUAAAAAUUUACUUAGGACCAAGUUAAGUUCUCUUGACAUAUCGUCCCUAUCUUCACGAAGUGAUGGUAGUGAAGAAAAUCGCAUACAAUUUGCGAGACGAUUUUCCUCACUACCGUCACUUUGUGAAAAUAGGAACGAUAUGAUGCCCAUACCAGAGCUCAAGAUUAGCUUUUACGAUCAGUUGUACCGUUAUGGAAGGUAAACUUGACCUUUGCACCCUCUAGCCUAAAUCGGAAAAUACAUAGAGAUUUGUGGAAGUGUCAAUAAAGAAUAUUUGCAUUCUUCUGUGGUUAACUUGUACAUGUAAAUUCAUAGAUUGUCAAUGACCUGUGUUCAUGCCUUAUAUGAUCAAAACUUGAAUCCUAAGUGCCUGCAAGCUUCAUUAUCAUUUCUGGUCUGAAAUAAAUUUUGUACUUCAUCAAAUAUUUGUAAUUUCAGAAAAUAUUAUGUUAGGAGCCAGAAGGGAAUCGAUUUAUUAAAGCUGCUCCCAAAAAUAAAAUUUUGGUUACCUUUGACAAGCAUCAAAUUUGUGGUUGUCUGGUUGUUUAGCAUGAGUUUCAUUCUAGAAGAAGCGUUCUCAUUGUACGGCAAAUGUAAGCCCGUCUUAUAAAGAGUUAAAUCAAUCGAAACUCCUCUUAUGACUCCUCUUUAUAAUAACUGCUCCGAAAAAAAUAUAUUUUGGUUACCUUUGACGGGCAUCAAACUUUUGGUCGUCUGGUUUGUUUAGCAUGAGUUUCGUUCUAGAAGAAACGUUUUCAUUGUAAAGCAAAUUUGGACCGCGUUUUAUAAAGAGUUUCAAUUUCAAGAUCUUAAUCAAUCGAAACUCCUGUUAACCGAUCGCAAGUUUGAGGUCCCUAUCCGUCAAGUACAUAGAUAUGCUUGAUAUUAAUCGCAAAUAAGUUGUGAUUAAUUGCAACCGUUUAUAGAACAGGGCCUAGAUUUGUUCAAUUUUCCUUCAGUGGUACAAUGGCUCUAGUAAGAUUUGAACCCAUGUCAUGGUCUCAUGGAUAUUCAGUGUUAAGGUUUCAUUUUUUUAAAUUGUGAUUUUAUUAAAAAUCCAUUGCGUUAAUUCUUCAUUGGUCCCCUUAGUCCAUAGUCCCCCUGGACAUCAGCAAGGUACCUUAACAACUUCAUGAUUUAUAUUUGAUAAUUCUGUAUGACGUUUCUUUAAUAAAACGUAUUUAUAAUAGUCCGCAAAUAUAUUAAUUGAAUUGGGGAAACAAAUCUUUUUAAACUUUGACACCCUGUGCCAGUGAGUUUAUCUAACGUAGUAAAUGCCAAAUAUAUAUGCAAUUUCAAUUUUUUAAAUUAAUUGGAUAGUAUUUAUGAUGAACAUUGAAAGAUAAAUGGUUUGUUAUUUGCUCUUUAUGAUAAUACCAAACAAUGACAUUUAGAACAGUCUUUGGGAGAUAAUUUGUUGGCAUUCUAACAAUUUUCAAAUAAUAUCAUAUUUUCAUAAAGUAUAUGCAACCAGGGAGAAUAAGAAAUUAAAAAUAUGUUAAAGUAUGUGGAAUGUUGUACAUCUACAGAGUUUAACAAUUAGCACAUUGACAGGUACCUUGUUUCAAAACGAAUUAUCGUCUAGAAAAUAUACAUUGGUUCUAUAAAAGCCUUAAUUAUGAAUAGAAUAUCAGUCAUUACUUGUAGGAAUGUAAAAUUGUCUCUACUUUCUCAGGUUUUGAAGAUUAUUAAUCUUUUUUAGUGGAUGAAACUUGCUUGAAAGUUUUGUCCUACGUGUAUUUUCCAUUGGUUAUAUCUACUUUAAUACAGUACUACUUUACCUACUAGCUUCUUUUUUUUAUAUCAUGCAAGUAAAAGAUUGAAUGGAAUUAUUCAAUACAUUCUCGCAUAUAUGUAAAUUAAAUGUAUAUAGAGUUAUAUAUUUAAACGAAUAUACAACCCAUAUGCAAUAGCUUGUAGUUAGAAAAAUAGAUAUUUUCACAUAGUUAUGAAUUACACUGCAAUGAAUUUGUCAAUUUGUCAUGUACAUGCAAUUGUAUUUUGUAUUUGUCAUCAUUGAUGUAUAUAAUUCUUCUUUUGUUUAUAAAUGUUACAGGCCUGCAUGAUUUGUCACGGCAAUGUGAAAAAUGUGCAAAUUAUUUCAGUCAAUCGUGCUACUUGAGUUCAAAAUAAAGCAAAGUCAGAACAUGUCCCCCAACAACUGAUAAAUAAUCCAUUAAAGAGAUUAAGUUGUCUUUAUGAAUUUCAAGAUAUGCUUGACAACUUCAAUUUCUACAGCAGAGAAUACUACAUAUAUUCCAAUAUGUAUUAUUCAUGUGCUGACUUAUAGUGGGAAAAGAAGCAGUUGUUUCUUAGUUUUGCAAAUUCAUUUCCCUUCUCCAAAUUCUUGAGUAACCUUUCACUUUUUACCCUUGCCAUUGCACUUCUUGGCAAUGCAUGUGAUAUCAGAAUGAAACAAUAUUCUAUAUGAUUAAAGUACAACCAACAAACUACACACCCUCAAGAAAGAUUACAGAGAGUCCUUUUCAGGACUCCUCGAUCCUCCCUCUCUCUCACAUGGUGCAUCCGCAAGCCUACUGUACAACAAACUCUGUCUAACAAUUCUGUCCAAUUGUCUAAUUCUUGAAAUAGUGUUUGUAAAUUAUAGUAAAUCCUUUCAAUCUUUGUAAUACAGACUUGGGAAUUAACCGUAGAUCUCUUAAAAAGAUGCAGUAAUCGAUGACUUCUCACAGGCUGUAUGUUCUAUUAUUUCUCCUUUUUGUGUAAUUGAUAGGUACUAUUUUAUCUUAUGUCUUCAUAGUCAAUCUGAUGAUUAGUUAAUUUUUUAAUUAGCAAUAAAUUGAAAAUUUGUGAUAUUCUAUUGUAAAUUCGUAUUCACUUGCUAUAUUUGUACAGCUGAUUAAUUAAAAAAAGGGCCAAAGAUAAA